AAGCCGGAAGCGGAAGUGGCGCAUUCCGCGUGCCUUCCGCGCAGGCAUGGCCGGUGGUGCGGAGGCAGCGAAGUUGGUCGCUGAAAUCAGCCGGCGGGAGCAGGAGCUACGCGGCUUGCGGGAGCGGCUGGCUGCCGUCCUCGCCGAGGGUACCGUGGGCGACGAUGGAGCCGUUGCGGCCUCUGAAGGGUGGGCCGCCGCCCUUUCCGGCGAGCUGCCCCCUCUGCCCGCCCAGGCCUCUCUGAGCCUCGCCGAUAUUCUGCGGUACAGCCGGCAGCUGGUGCUGCCUGAGCUGGGCGUGCGGGGGCAGCUGCUUCUGGCUCGUUCCUCCGUGCUUGUGGUGGGCUGUGGCGGCCUGGGCUGCCCCCUCGCCCAGUACUUGGCUGCGGCCGGUGUCGGCCGGCUGGGUCUGGUGGAUCACGACGUGGUGGAGACGAGCAACCUGCACCGGCAGGUGCUGCACGGGGAGGCUCGCCGAGGACUCCCCAAGGCCAUAUCUGCCGCGGCAGCUUUGCGGCUGCUGAACUCCACCGUGCAGUACGUACCCUACUGUGGUGCCCUGAGCCCUCUCACUGCCCUAGAACUGGUGCGGCAGUACGAUGUCAUCGCCGACUGCUCUGACAACGUCCCCACCAGGUAUUUGGUGAAUGACGCCUGUGUCCUGGCCGGGAAACCCCUGGUGUCUGGCAGUGCCCUCCGGCUGGAGGGGCAGCUAGUUGUCUACAACUACCAGGGAGGGCCCUGCUACAGGUGUCUCUUCCCCAAACCUCCUCCACCAGAGACAGUGACUAACUGUGCAGAUGGGGGAGUGCUGGGUGUUGUGCCAGGCAUCAUGGGCUGCAUCCAGGCCUUGGAAGUGCUAAAGAUUGCUUCUGGGAUGGGUUCCUCUUUCAAUCAGUUCAUGCUGAUGUUUGAUGCCCUCGAAGGGAGAUUUCGCAACAUCAAGUUAAGAUCAAAGAAACCAGACUGUGCUGUUUGUGGUGACAAUCCAUCUGUCACCUGCCUUCAGGAUUAUGAAGCCUUUUGUGGUUCUUCUGCAACAGACAAGUGUAGAACUUUACAUCUGCUGUCCAGCAAAGACAGGAUAUCUGUAGAGGAAUACAAAAAACUCUUGGAUGAGCAAGUUCCUCACAUCUUGUUAGAUGUUCGUCCUCAGGUAGAAGUGGAUAUCUGUCGCCUGGUACAUGCCAUUCACAUUCCUUUGAGUAAAUUAGAAGAAAAAGAUGAAGAAUGCCUGGAAUAUUUGGAAAGAGUAAUUUGUGAAGAAAAACAGAGAACUAAUGGCCAGACAUCUUUUCCUGUAUAUGUUGUUUGCAAAUUAGGAAAUGACUCUCAAAAGGCUGUGAGGAUUCUGCAGGAGUUACCUGUCGAAGAAUUUGGUUCUUUGCUAGCUAAGGAUAUUAAAGGGGGACUUAUGGCUUGGGCCACUAAAAUUGACCCAACAUUUCCUCAGUAUUAGAUUUAAAUGGUGAAAAAAGUACAAAUUUUCAUACAGUUUCAUCCUCUCUCUUUAAUGACAAUAUGUGGCUAACAGGAGAAAGAUGUACUUGACAGAUGUGACUCAAUGAUCUCUGGAAGUCCCUGUUGGUUUGAUUAUUUUUUUUUUUUUCAAUGGUAAUCUUUGUGUGUUUUUUUUUCCCAGAAAAUAUAUUUUUGUAGACAUCUUGUUUUUAUAAAAAUGUGGAACUCUGUGAAAUGGAAAGAUAUGUUUCUUGGUUAUUUAGUAGUCAAAAGUUAGAAUACCUACUUAAUUGCACAUGUGAUUGUGGAGAAUGAGCCCUUAUUAAUAGUUAUAGCCUGCAUAUUGAUACUGCACUGGAGUCAAGGGUUGAAAGUUUUAACUCAUUCUCUUUAACUGCCUAACAAAGAGAAACAGUGAUUUUAAAAAUAGACCUGCUAGUCUCUAGCCAUUCAAUAGCACUUUAGCCUGUCAUAGGGAAUUGCCAAGACAGUGUUGACAAGAUUGUUUUGGUCCACAGUUUGUAGCUCAUUGUGCAUUUAUGGGUGAGAUGGGCUCACUGCAGAUGACAGCACCUAUAGCAAGGGUGUUCUGUUAAGGACUUGCAGGGCCAUCCAUUGUUGGCUGGCAAAACUGUCCAUUCUCCACUUUCUAUGGAGAAACUGAGGCUAAAUGUUAGCAAGACCUGAAUUUGAGCACAGAUAGUUUGUAAAACAUACAGAAAAUGCUUCUGUAAGGGCUUAAGAGAUUCCAGAGAUUGAGAGCUGAAGAUGUGAGAGAGAAAAAAAUUGAGAUAUGUUCUUCUUUCUGCAAGUGCAAAGAUGUAAUUGAUAAGUUUUCUCUGUAUUUUGGUAGCUGCAUAUCCUCCAUUGUGCUGCAUUGUUCUGUUAACUGGCGUGAAGAGCUGUGCAGAUCUAAAAAGUUCUCCUUGACUAAAUGAAAAGAAAAAGAAAUAAAAAGCUUCUCAACAGA
Messenger RNA from Pogoniulus pusillus (Red-fronted tinkerbird), 2431 nucleotides. It is a transcript of the gene MOCS3, whose product is annotated as molybdenum cofactor synthesis 3. The record is from RefSeq and is a predicted model, not a curated record. Gene Ontology annotation, molecular function: URM1 activating enzyme activity; thiosulfate-cyanide sulfurtransferase activity; adenylyltransferase activity. The coding region runs from base 47 to 1459 and encodes 470 amino acids. Lineage: Eukaryota; Metazoa; Chordata; Aves; Piciformes; Lybiidae. Gene Ontology annotation, cellular component: cytosol; cytoplasm. Gene Ontology annotation, biological process: tRNA wobble position uridine thiolation; protein urmylation. The transcript has a single exon.